This is a messenger RNA of Aspergillus aculeatus ATCC 16872, 1741 nucleotides long. RefSeq lists its product as uncharacterized. The record is from RefSeq and is a predicted model, not a curated record. The coding region runs from base 213 to 1499 and encodes 428 amino acids. The transcript has 4 exons. Lineage: Eukaryota; Fungi; Ascomycota; Eurotiomycetes; Eurotiales; Aspergillaceae.
CUCGAUCGAUUAUCAACCCUGCCCCGCCAUCUGAUUUAAACUGCGGCCCGCCAAAAGUCAGCCGCUGUCGUCACCCACGGUUGAAUCUAAUCAUCCUUCCAUCUCAUUCAUCCAUACUUCGUACUUCAUCCCGAGUCACAACAGUCAGUCACCCUUAUCUGCCUUUGGUAUCUUCAGGUCAUUUUCUUCAUCACCACACCGCCGUAUUACACAUGUCUCGCUACGGCGACUACCGUCGCUCCACGGGGGCUCUUGACGAUGACCGCUACCCGCAUGAGCGGCGGGAGCGUCACCACCGUCACCGUUCGCGCGCCCCCUCGGUGCUUGAUCGCCCCCGUCGAUUUGAAGAAAAUGAACGUUUCGAAUACCGCCUACAAGAACAAGACCGCUACGGCCCCCCUGCUCGUCGCCCGGACAUCGUGUACCAGGACGAUCAUCUGAUCCAUUCAUCUGGUCCUUUGGUUGCUUACGAUCGCCGUCGUGCGGAGAGCCCUCUGCCUCGACCUCGACUUCUCCGGCGCCAAUCCUCCCUAGACACCUUCGAUCGGAUCCCUGCGCGCAAGUUAGAUGAAUACUAUUACAGUGACCGCCCUCCCAGAUUGUCUCCAAGCCCGCCACCCCGACGGGGAUCUUACCAUCGAACCCGCGAACCAGACUACUACGAGGAAAUCAGCAUCGCGGAAGGAGACUAUGGAGAGGAAGAGUACCGGGGCUUUCGCGAACGGAGCGUAGGACGUCCCCGUCGCUCAGCAAGUCGUUUUCGUGAGAGACUAGUGGAGGAAAUUGAUGUGGAAAAACCGUAUCCUCGGAAAGGCAAGACUCGCAUGCCCCGCAAGAUGGUUCAUACCACUGCAAUCCGCGAGCUUGGCUACCCGUAUGAGGAAGAGGGUAAAAUGGUUGUCAUUCAGCUGGCUCUGUCCAAAGAACAAAUUGAUGAGGUCAUCGGGAGAAGUCGCGAGAUCAAGCGCCUGACCGAGACACGCGUUAUCCACACCAGCUCGCCGUCCCCAGUUCGCGCCCGCCGUCGAGACAGAACUGUGGAGCGAGUUCCGAUGGAGGCCUAUACCCCUAGAACCAGCCACGACACUCUUAUCAUCGAGGCGUCUCCGUCACGGCAUCGAUCUCAUUCGCGCCACCACCACUACCACCACCCCCAUGGUGAGCUUUUGGAAAAGAAAGUGACCAGGACUGUAUCACGUACCCGAGACAUUUCGGUGCAUGGACGACCCCGUCGUCGAUCGUCACCAGUACGCAGAUAUGAGCGUUAUGAGGAGCAACCUAGCAAGACUCACGCUGGGUCCCUGGCAGUUGUGGUGCGGCCCCGCGAUAGUGACGAAGAUCUGCGGGAAUAUGCGCUUGAGCGACGUGGCAGCGGAGAGUAUGUCCGAGACACGGAGAUCAUUGGGGAUGGGGUUGCGGAGGAGAUUCAUGAAGUGAAGAGAGAGCGUAGAGGUCCAAGUUCCCGCAUGAUGCGUGCGAUGAUGGCGACAUUGACGUAGUCUGGUCGAGUUGUGGUGUUAUACAAAUUCUUGCUUUUAUGACGCUGACUUACGACUUAUCGAUUACCCUUUCGGUGUUUCUUAUAAUAACUGUGAUCUUCUUUUCCUAUUUUGUUCUUCCCUUUGCUUUCUUAUCAUGUACUAUAACAGCUUGACUGCGUUUCUCUCUGUAUUAUUUGACUAGCCCAGUUUGACGAUCAUUUGGCGAAGAUAAUGAUGACUAUGCGAGCAACGAUGACUAU